AGCAAUGCAUUUCAUUCAUUCGGCGAGGUUCAUCAGCUGUCAAGUAUUCGUUCCGCGUAGUUGUGCACGUGUUCUUUGAGCUAUUUUUAAGAUUCAUAAGUUAAAUAUUAAUUGUAAUUGAAAAACCACACAUUCGGAAAAGUAUUCCUUGAACGUAAUUCUUCAUAGUGUCCAUUUUAAAGUACACCCCUUACGAUGUAAAUUUUACGCGAAGCGAUGUCCAAAGAAGGUUAUAGUCCGGAGAAGAAAGAAGGCGAUAAUAAAGUUGUGCUAGAAAGAUUGCAAACUUAUUUGAAAGAUAAGAGGACUUCUGAAGCGUUGGAUCCAGGACUUGGAUACAACAAGCCGAGCACCAGCUACGAGCAACCUCCACAAAGUUUGCCGACACUCGAAGACAGUAGUAACAUAUUGCGUGAGGUUUUAAAUCACAAGAAAGCCGAAUUACUACGGCAACCAGAAAUCGUAGAAUACUUAAAGUCAAUAUCGUCAGAUCUGAAGAAGUAAAAAUGGCAGUGACGCCGAAAAGUGUCGCAUCUUUGAUGCAAAAGACGCUUGAACGUCAGGCAGCAGUUGCGCGGAUGAGAUUACGGUUCACAAAGAACCAAGUAGAGCAAAUAUUAGUUAAUUACGCUAAAAACAAAAAUGCUGGACCUUAUCUUGAACUGGUGAAGGUUUUGCGGGACUAUCCUCUGAAUGAGGACAACUUCAGGAUAGUUUUUGAUGACAGCCUAUCAUGUGUAGUGUUGUUGGGUAGGGAACUGACGCAGUUCGUGGAUGUAGUGUGUAACAUUGAGUGGCUGAACAGGAGCGAGGAGCUGGUGUCGCUGUACAGAACAUUUGUCCUGAACUUAGUUACUGCACACACCUAUCACUGCCCCCUGGUCAUGAUGCGGCUAGUAACACUGUUCAAAGCGGAUGGUGAAAACUGGGAAUACAAUCCUCCUACAGAACUUCUGAAUAAAUGGUCAAACAUUCAUGACAUUAUUGGACACAUAGUGGCCAUUAUGCCUAUGACCAGUGAUUUAUUAUUACAUAUAGUUAUAGAACAGUUCCCGUACUACAAAGCAGGCUGCUACAUAAACAGAGCGUACAUAUACAACUUGAUAUGGAUGAGCAAGUACAUACCUUCGCUGAGAGAACAGCUUAUGACGGCCAUUAUUAAUAAGAUGAUACUAAUGGAUGUGAACAUAGUAGAACGUGAUAAGAGCAAGUCACAUUCAGAGACGAUGUUUGAGAUGGAGAUGGAUGAGCGUGACGAGGGAGCGGAGACGCUGGACUACUGCAUGCUGGAGGUGUUGCGGUGGUUGGAGGACGAGAGGGACCCUACCCUUAAUAUACUGUGCAAUGUCUUUGAGAGGGUUAUUUUACCUACACAUGGGAUUAGACACGUCCAAUUCCUCCUCCUGUACACAAUAUCAAUAAACCAGCAGUGUGCGGACCGCGUCCUGAACAACCUGUGGCAGGUAGCGGCCGGGCUGCACGGCCUGGGCCCGGGCGCGCUGUCCACGCGCUCCACCGCCGCCAGCCACCUGGCCGGCCUGCUGGCCCGCAGCGUACGCGUCCCUAACUCUAGACUCAUCACCUACCUGAAGAAUAUGGCGGACUGGUGUCACUCCUAUAUCACCGCGACCCGAGAAGCUACAACGUCCAGUGAUAAUAUGAAAGCCCAUGGAGCCUUCCACUCGAUGUGUCAUGCAGUGUUUUAUCUCGUGGCGUUUAAACAUCAUCUUCUGUUUAUGAACAAAGAAAAUGUGAACUUCGUGGAGUCAUUAAACCUGCCCCGGUUGGUGACUUGCGCGCUGAACCCGCUGCGCUCGUGCCCGCCGGCGGUGACGCGCGCCUUCUCGUGCGUGACGCGCGCGCACCAGGUGGUGUACUGCCAGGCCAUCAUAGAGAAGAACGCGCGCCACACGCUGCAGUCCACGGCUGUACUGCAGUACGACGAGUGGUUUCCCUACGAUCCAUACACUUUACCAAUAUCCGGUAAAAUUAUAUGGCCGCUGUGCAUAGAGUACAAAGAAUUAAAAGAUGGCGACGAUGAAACCCAGUACACGUCUAUGAAGAGAAAAUUGGAGACUGAUGAUGAUGAUUACCUGGUGAUGGCCAGUCCCACGCAAAGGUUGGCCUCAUCACUAUCUAACGGUAUCUCACCCGGUUUUAGAACCAGUGAAAACAUUUUUAUAUAAUUCUAAGUAAAUAAUUUAUAAAGUGAUCUUCAAUGUUGAAUUGAUUUAAAAUUAUUCGCAAAUUAAAUCAAUUUAGUUUUACCUUCGACUAGUCGAUACCGGCAUUCUGAUUUUUCUAUUAGUCAAUAGUAGUUGGAAAAUAUUGUUACAUAUUUAUCAGUUGUAAGACCACUGUUUUUACUUUUGCUUUAAAACAUGACAAUAUGUUCUAUUAAGAUUAAAUUUAUUUACCAGCAAAUUAACUACUUAAGUCCACUAUGAUGUUUGUGCCUAUUUCAUUAUUUUAAUGUGAACACAAUAUUUUUGUACAGAGAUUAAUUAAUGAUUACACGAAUGUGUGUAAAAAUACGCACAAAUAAUUUGCUAUGGUAAAACAUACCUACUUAUUAAGGGUAAUAUGUGCCGAGUCUGUUGUUUAGGGUACAAUGUUAAGUUUCUUAUAUAUCUCUCAGAUUUUCCCAGCUCCUGGGUCCAGUGUCAAUAAAUAUGAUCCAUAAAUGUAUUUAACCUAA
Trichoplusia ni (cabbage looper) is the source of this 2698-nucleotide messenger RNA. RefSeq names its product RNA polymerase I-specific transcription initiation factor RRN3 (gene Tif-IA). Gene Ontology annotation, cellular component: nucleus. The record is from RefSeq and is a predicted model, not a curated record. Gene Ontology annotation, biological process: transcription initiation at RNA polymerase I promoter. The transcript is spliced from 7 exons. Gene Ontology annotation, molecular function: RNA polymerase I core binding; RNA polymerase I general transcription initiation factor activity. Bases 507 to 2186 code for a protein of 559 amino acids. Lineage: Eukaryota; Metazoa; Arthropoda; Insecta; Lepidoptera; Noctuidae.